AUGUCUGAUUACCCUCUGACUUGUCCUUUGCCCGGCUGCGAAGAAACUCCCCAGCUUCUAAACACCACCGGUGCCCGCAGGCAUCGUCACCGUUAUCACGCUGUGCCGAUUCCGUUCACGUUCGAGGACCGCCAGUACAUCCUGACGAACUCCGAUAAUCAAUACAGCUGUCCAUUGCCCGGGUGCGAUAAAAAUUUCAAACAGCGUGAUGGAAUAGAAAAACAUAUGUUCGUCAAUCACAGUGUGAGCAACGAUGUAAAAAUGUUCGCCACUGCUUCGCCAGGACAUCAAACAACCCAAGACCGCGGCAAUCCCGCGGUGCAGGUUCCUGCGCCAGCCGAGCUUUUCCCUCAGGGGGUUGACUCCGCAGCUACCACUUCUGCAGCAGAUUCUGCCACAGUACGGCUCAUGCCAUCGACAGACUACUUGAAGUCGAACGACCUCAUGGAUGCGAUGGGCGUUUGCAUGCAUACUGCACUCAAAAUCCUCCUCUGCUAUGACUGCGGCGCGGCAUUGACCUCCGAGAUGGUCGCCGGCCACAGGACAAAUUUCCACCCAUCGUAUAAGGCAUGUUCAUGA
This is a messenger RNA of Suillus subalutaceus, 579 nucleotides long. RefSeq lists its product as uncharacterized. NCBI's taxonomy places the organism in Eukaryota, Fungi, Basidiomycota, Agaricomycetes, Boletales, Suillaceae. The record is from RefSeq and is a predicted model, not a curated record. The transcript has 3 exons. The coding region runs from base 1 to 579 and encodes 192 amino acids.